GAUUGAGAUCGACCUAACGCUGAAGCCUGGCGUACACACACACACACAUAUACGUACAAAACGUAGUAGUAGUACAUAUACUUGCAAAAUGGAAACUGACAGCAGCAGCAGCUAUACGCUGCUCCGCAGUGUGUACAUACAGACGGAAAGCUAAAACGCACGGCGGAGGGGGCCGAGUUUCUACUCUUUCUCUCUGUCUCUCUCUCCUGGCUGCACAGCCCAUUGUUGACACUAGUCCUUCGCGGGCGGCCAAUGUAGUCGGCUCGACUCGCUCGUACUCUCUCCCGCAGCAGCUCCUUUUUUUUCGACGCUCUUCUCUUUUUUUUAUCAAUUUUUUUUGCGCUCCCGCAUACAUCUCGCUGCUGAAGCUCGGUGCACGCCGCCGACAAGUUUUUAAAUUUUCCAGUGCGAUCGUCACGUUGCAGGGGCUGCGAGAAUAUAAAUUGCACCCCAGUACACAGAAGAUCGAGUGAAAUUACGACGACGGCGGCGGCAAGCAGAGCACGGAGCAGCCCGCAAGUUUGAAAAUUUUCGGGGGCAAACGCACGCUUCGCGUCGUGCGAGUGGCGUGCAGUGCACUGCAGUGUAUAUAAUAUAGAAACAAACGAACGUAUACGCAAGUGUUUAUCUCUCGGCAUUCGCGUAGUGUUGUUGUUAUUGUUGUGUUGCGCGGCCAAAGUAUACAUAAAAGAUAUAUAUUGUGCAUUUACACACGUACUCUCUUUUUACUAUACACGAUACGCUGCUUCUCUCUCUUUCUCGUACACAAUACAAUGUAUAGCUUUCGCGUCAGCUAAACUACACUCCAAGUGCAACAGCAGCAGCAGCAGCAUCAUAUACCUUAUACAUGUAUAGGAAAGCAUCUACGUGAUACGCGUGUGUGGGUUAGUUCUGUGCCUGUCUGUGUUGUGUGUGUCUAUAUUGUGCUAAAAGGAGAAAGAGAGACGCGAUGCAGCCGCGCUCCAUAUUGAUCCUCGGCCAGCUUCGAUGAUGUCGAUGAUGCUCCUCGAUUCGAGAUAACGACAAUAACAACAGACUGGCACGCUCUUGGCCUUUUUUCCUCGUUUUGCCCUUUAUUUUUCUUCUCCUUGUUCUUUUGUUAUGACAACAUGUGGUUGCAGCCACGAAGCUGACUGUGCACCAACGCAAGAGGGCCAAAAGGGAAAAAUAAAUAAAAAAUACAGCAAUCAAUCGAGAAGGUAAAUCCCGAGUAAUCGUAGCAGAAUAACAUACGUACGUGAGUACAUACGCGCAAGAAGGCAACAACGAGCGCAGAUCGCAAGGCUACAGCAAGAGCCAAAGCAAGCAAAAAAGGCAUAAAAAAGAGGAGAAAAAGAAAGAAACAAAAAGGCAUCUUUUCGCAGCUCACGCAUCGUUGUCGCGCCCGAGUGCAGCAGAUAGAUUAGCUCAGCGCAGCGCAGAAACUCUGCAGGAGAGGUGCCCAGGGAUCUCUGUCUUUCUCUCUCUCUCGCUGCUACAGCACGUGUGCACGCGUAUUUAUGCUGCCUGUAUAAAAGUGUGCGUUGUGAGCAGCUACUAAAGUUGCCACAUAAGUUCUAAGAUCUCGGCAUGAGGAUUGCGAGAACGGAUCGAAUUUGGCGUGAAAGGGCGGCCUUUAAGGAGGAGAAGAAGGAGAAGGAGGCCUAUGACAGUUGCGGCAGUAGUAUAAGCAGCAGCAUCUUUGACAAGUUAGCUCCGUCGAGUCAGUGGGAGGUAGCACUAUUAUGGAAGCAGCAACAACGGCGGCAGCAGCCCCCGAGCAUAGACACCAUCAUCAGAUUCACCAACAGCUUCGCCGACACCGAAUCGUCAUUGGACUGCAACAGCAGCAGCAGCAGCAACAGCAACAGCAACAACAACAACUGCGCGAUGGGAAGAGCACAGCGGCAAUCUCAACCGAACGGAGUAGUAGUCGUGCACCAGCGUCGUCGUCAACUGCAGCAGCACCGGUUCUGCCCAAUCUCGAUGUCGUGAGAGCCUUGCACCAGACGGUGAUAUCGUUGCGCUCGGCACUAGAUACGUCGCGCGAGGAGCUGCGACGCCUCAAGAAGCUACAGGUCGAAGAUCCCUCGGCCGCGGCUUCGUCGAUAAUCAACGACAGCAGCAGGGGCGGCAAAAGCAACGUCUACGGCGAGACCGUCGAGCGUUUGGCUCUCGAGAAUCACGUGCUCAGGAGACGACUGUUGAACAGAAGCAGCGAAUUCAGCAGCGAUGCCGCUACCUCGCCCCGCAAUCCUGACGCAGCACCAGCAGCUACAGCAACUGCAACGGCAACGGUCCAGGUUGCUCUUUUAGCUCCCAAAAAAGUCGAAUUCGAUAUCAAAAUGGAGCCUACGGAAGAGGCCGCCGUAACGGAGCAAAAAUCCGAACUGACGGAUACGGCGUCAUCGCAAGAGCCUCAAUCGUCCACGCUGAACGAAUCCCAAGACAAAGAGGAGACCAGCGAAAAUACGUCGAUGGACAAAAAUGACGAAGAGUCGGAAGCAGCGGAGUCGGCAGCUGCGUCCAGCGGCAAUAAACUCGCCAGCCAGGGAGCGUCCAACGAGUCGGAGAACGAGUCCGAGGAGCUCGACGACAUAGAGCUCAUAUUCACGACCGAGGAAACGUGUCCCGAGGUCGGCCGAGAGGAUCUCGUGCCCAUCGGCGACGCCGAAACUUGGCAGCAACAGCAGCAGUUGCCAAUUACCCCGUGCUCGAACGAGCCCCACAAAUCAGUGCUGAAAAUCUGCCAGGCCAAGUCAGCCGACAGCGGCGAGCCUAGCUGCACCUUCAACCCCAAUUGCAACGGCUCCAAUGCCACAUCCACGACGAUAACAACGGCGACGACGACGACUGCAGCGGCGUCGGGAGCGACGUCAUCGUCGGCUACUCAAGCCCCAGCCACCGCGGAAAAAUCGAGUUCUAUGGACGACGCGGCUGGCUCGUCUCAGAGCAGUAGCAUCGAUCACGAGGAGAGCAUCGAUCGCUUCGACGAGAGCUCCAGUUCGAGGCUCAACAAGAUGUGGUCCCAGUGCUCGGUCCUGGUCGAGACCGACAUCAGCAAAUGCGGCGUCCUCGAAGAGGUCGACUUGCAAACGAGAAACGCCGCCAGGAGAAAUACUCUCGCCGCACCCCCGACGGCUUACAGGCCAAUAAUUCAUCGAGAAGCACUGGCGGCUGGUCGUCGAAAAAGUGCUACACCCCUGCGACCGGUAUUAGAUCACACGAGCGCAGGCAGCAGCGGCAGCCCGGUCGUCGGUGGCAGCGCGGCGAGCGGCGGUGCUCGCCGAGAAUCCGGAGCCCAAACCGACAUCUCGGCCCUGCCGGCCCAGUGGAGGUCCGAGAGUUAUCUGGCCCACAAGGUGGCCCACACGUUCACCACGCUGCCGAGCAAGUUCGCCUUGCCGGCCGGUGUAGCGGGCCGUCUGCGGCUCUCCGACAAGACCAGGGAGGCCCGAAGGGUCAUGCUGAGCGACAUCAGCUUCACGAGCAUGGUGCCGGAGCUGUCGCGCAGCGCCGACCACUUGUGCCAGGAGGCGGCGGUCGCCGCGGUGCUACAGCAGUACCCCGGUGCUCAGUGCUACGGGUCGCGCGCCAGCGGUUUGCGGACGCCCGAGGCCAAUCGGCGCGAGUCCUGGGCCCGGGGCGCUGGAUUGCCGAGCCCUUGCGAGUGCCGCUUGUCCGUGGACGUGGCUCGCUACCGGGGCAGUCUCAGCUCGAUACACUCGAGCGCGAGCGUGGGAGGCGUCGGUAGCGCUGCUGGCGGCGGCGGCGACUCGCGUCGUCACUCUUGGCGGCCCAAUGCCGCCGCUUCCUUCGAGGGAUACUGCAGAGUGCCCUCGGUCACGCUGGCGCCGAGCGCUUCGUCCCAUCAUUGCUGCGGCGUCGGCGCCACGACUGCCGUCACUGGGCCUACCGGUGCUACUUUGCUCUCGACGAGAACGACCUGGUCGUCGAUGCCGUCGUCGCCGACGCACGUCCAGCCGCCUUCGGCUGCAGUUAUCGCUAGACUGCAUGCUGGACCCAAACGCUCCAGGUCUAAAGUUACUUUUCAAGAAUGUCCCAUACUGAUACGAGGCAGCCUGCCGAAUCUGCGCUCGGAACAGCUACUGGGCGAGACGAGCGGUGACUCGACCGAAUCGCUGAUAGACGAGGCCGAGGAAUACUUGAGGCGCAGUAUCGAUUCCAUGCUGACGUUAUCGACAACGGAAAAAUGCCGCCAUGGCAGCAGCGGCAGCAGCGGGGGACGACACUCGACGCGCAGGAGACGCGUCAGGCGGCAUUCCGAGCCCGAUUUACUCCGUGACUGGAAUCCACCUCAAGACGCUAGACCUUAUUUGCCAAAGAUACCGAUAGAUCUCAAACUGGACCAUCUGGUAAAAGUGAUAUCACCAGACGGCAGGAUACUGCAAGGUCGCGUCCGCUACGUCGGACCGGUCGCAGGACGCGACGAGGUGCACGUCGGCGUACAGUUGCCGACGGAAACUGGCAAUUCCGACGGUACCUUUCACGGAAGGCGCUACUUUGAUUGCGAAGCGGAGCGAGCAAUCUUCGUGCCGUUUAAGAAAGUCGUCUUGGCCUGGUGCACCACUUGACCCGAAGCUCCAGGCGCUGCUCAGUGCGGCGCCACCGCCACCGCUUCACGCCAUAACGACGACGCCAGUAUACCCGUGGCUCAGAAC
Trichogramma pretiosum is the source of this 4661-nucleotide messenger RNA. Its product is annotated as mucin-19-like. The record is from RefSeq and is a predicted model, not a curated record. The transcript has 9 exons. The coding region runs from base 1725 to 4574 and encodes 949 amino acids. Lineage: Eukaryota; Metazoa; Arthropoda; Insecta; Hymenoptera; Trichogrammatidae.